This is a messenger RNA of Carassius auratus (goldfish), 870 nucleotides long. It is a transcript of the gene ccdc137, whose product is annotated as coiled-coil domain containing 137. Bases 103 to 834 code for a protein of 243 amino acids. Gene Ontology annotation, cellular component: nucleus. The transcript has 6 exons. Lineage: Eukaryota; Metazoa; Chordata; Actinopteri; Cypriniformes; Cyprinidae. The record is from RefSeq and is a predicted model, not a curated record.
GCUGAUGUGCUGCUGAUCUCCGCGGCGUAGAGGAAGACGAGCAGAAACACACCACGAGUUUACCGUCCGCUGGAGGAAGCGUUAUUUACUGAAAAGUACACAAUGAAAACAGAGAAACAGCUCAAACAACAGAAGAAUGAGAAGCAUUCCAGUAAAAAGAAGUCGAAGGGUUAUGACCCUGCAUCAGAUGACCACCUCCAGCAGAUUCCUCAUCGCUUGCGUGAAAUCAUGAAGAGUAAAGAGAAGAUGGAACAGGGCUCCAAAAAGAAGAAAAAAGCCUUUAAGCCAAAGAUGCUCUCAGGAGAUAUUCCUGUUCCACACUUCCGCAGAAAGCAAUACGAGUCCGAGAAGAAUUAUAUCCGCCGCAUGACUGAAGAGGCUGAGCAUGUCCUCUUCCUCACAAACAACCAGGAACAGAGACAGCCGGAGGUCAAGGUGAAGAAAGAAGUGGAGAAAGAGGAGAAGAAAUCCACUAAAAAGAAAUGGCUCAAUAGAGGGAGACUUCAGAAACAGAAAAAGAAGCUAAACCAGCAAGAGGAACUCGAAGAAGAGGAGAUGUUCAAAGAUGAAGUAGCGUUUGGAGAGGUUGCUAUGGCGCCUCCAUCACUGAGUGUUAAACCGAAGAAAGCCAUAGUUAAGCCCCAGGGGGCAAACAAAGGUCUUCUCCUGAACUCCCUCCUGGGUCACAGUCCUGUGUCGCUCACCAAACCAUCAAUGGCGAGGAAGAGGAUUGUGGAGGAAGAGCGGGAGAGAGUGGUGCUGCUGUACAGACAGAUGAGGCAGAAGCAGAGAGACAAGCAAGAGAAGGACAGAGCUGCCAAGACCUCCACAUGAUGCACUGCUAUUUGUAUUAAAUAGUAUUGUAUUAUC